GAGGUCUCGCGCCAGAAGAAGACGAGGAACAGAUUCUUAUGGUGUCUGCCACUUCAACCGUAAUCCUGGCGCCUCGGAAGAAAUCUAACGCGUCUCCGACCGAGUUGCGAUCGUCGGUGUCGGGAGGGUCCACGCUCGGCCCGGUCUCCGAGCACACCGAGAAUGCGAGCAACCCGGCCAUGGAGGCACUGCGCAACCUGAAGCCGCCGGCCAAGGGCGGCUCUCCGGCCACCGACGUCGACAGCAGCCUGAUGCAUGGCGUUCACGUGAGCGCCAUGCUUGCCGCCUGCCUGGGCUCGUGCGUUGCCGGCACGACGCUGGGCUUCGCGUCGGUCGCCAUGCCUUCCAUCGAGCGCGAGUCCUGGUACAACCUGGCAAACAGCGAGCCCGGAAACCACUUGAUCGCCGACUCCCUCAUGUUGGGCGCCGCCGGAGGCGCCCUCUUCUCGGGAUUUCCGCUGUGGAUCCUGGGAAGCCGGAAGACGAUACUGGCAUGCGCCAUGGGGCUGUCCGUCUCGUGGAUCGUGCUGGCAGCAUCCUUCAACCUGGUCGUGCUAUUCCUAGCGAGGCUAUCGUGCGGUCUGUGGCUCGGCCUCAUCACCAUCGGCGUCAGCCUGUACGUGGCCGAGGUGGCACCUGUCAAGAAACGGGCCUUCUACACAGGACUCACCGAGGCGGCUACCUGUUUCGGCAUCGCGGCGACGUACGCGCUGGACGGCUUGCCGUGGCGACUGCAGGCCACGCUGUGGGCCACGGCGUCCCUGUCUGUGUUGAGCGUCGAGAGGUGCCUGAUCGAGUGCCCGCGCUGGCUGCUCGCCCGGGGACACCAGCUCGAGGCCGACACCGCUGCCGCUCGCCUCUACGGCAUGGUCCGGCCGCCGGAGCUCAGACGCGGCAGCCUUGCUCACGAAGGCGUGGCCACAAAGGCUAGCCUGCAGCACCGCGCGUUAGCCAGGCGUCUAUCCACGUGCCUGGCGCUGCACCUGCUGCAGGGGGCUUCGUUCACGCAGCUUUUCCUGUGUCGCGGGAUGCAGACCAUGGCGAGCGUGGUGGAUGAGUUAGCGGUGCCGGUGGCUACCUUGGUCAUGACGAGCAUGCAGGCCGUUUUCGUCGUCGUGUUCGCCUCCCUGACGCGCAUCACGGGACGCCGACACCUGUUGUGCGUUUCCACGGCACUGAUUGCCAUCUGCUUCGCUGGCUUGCAGCCCUUCGAUCAUUUGACAUUCCGCCAAUGGUCACUGCGGGGAGUGCAAUUCCAAACCAGUUGGAUGGCCGUGUACUCAAUGAACCUCCUGGUGCUGAGCUACUCGGUCGGCCUCUGCCACCUGCCUCCGCUGCUUACCGCCGAGCUGCUCCCGGGUGCCGGAUAUUUGCACUACGUUGGCGCCCCUGUGGUGUGGGCCGUGCGCUGGUUCCUCGCUUUCAUCGUGCUCCACUACGGCCAAGCGUUCGUGGCGUUCGCGCGCAAAGGGCACAUGUCCAUCAUGGUCGCCGUGGCACUGGUGAUGCUGUGCGGUGUCCUGGUUGCCAUCAUGCCCGAGACGGAAGACCGAACGCUGACUGAACUCGAGAAGCGGGUAUGAAUAGCGUCCGCUACUCGUACACGAUAUUGUGACACUGGGGACAUGUGUCCCUGUUCACAGUGCAGCUAUUUAUUCGUUCGCUUGAAAUAAGAUUCGCGUUCUACAAAAAUCAGCGGUCAGUUGGUUCUUGAUCGUGGAUGCGCAGUUGCGCUGCAUAGCUGUAACGGGACGCAGUGUAAGAAAACACAACACACGCAAGACGAAGCGCAACCUAACAACUGUUUUAUUCACUUUC
Molecule: messenger RNA, 1818 nt
Organism: Dermacentor silvarum
Lineage: Eukaryota; Metazoa; Arthropoda; Arachnida; Ixodida; Ixodidae
Exons: 6
Coding region: 39-1583 (514 amino acids)
Biological process (GO): transmembrane transport
Cellular component (GO): membrane
Molecular function (GO): transmembrane transporter activity
Source: RefSeq, a predicted model, not a curated record